AUGCUUGCGCUCCAGCCGUUCAUCAGCAUUGCACUCCAACGGUACGGGCCGUCCGAGAACAAGCUGGACGACAAUGGAGUCGUGGCACUACUGCAGCUCACACACGGCACGACAAGCCUUGACGCAGCGUUGGUCAUCGCGUUGGUCGCACGGCUACUGGCCCUGGCCCGGUUUGAUGCCACGGUCGUGACCCCACUCGCCGACACGGACGACGUUUGCAAACUGACGUCGGACGCGCGCGGCGCGGUCUGGAUCUGCGCCAAUCUCGAUCACACGCCGGGUCUGGCGGCGCUGCUGGCGUAUGCCAAGGCCCUCGAAGCUGCGCACGAAGCACCCAUCACGGUCAUCAUGGACGUUAUCGUGCCCUCCCACGACCAGGCG
Molecule: messenger RNA, 381 nt
Organism: Saprolegnia diclina VS20
Lineage: Eukaryota; Oomycota; Saprolegniomycetes; Saprolegniales; Saprolegniaceae
Exons: 2
Source: RefSeq, a predicted model, not a curated record